Perkinsus marinus ATCC 50983 is the source of this 390-nucleotide messenger RNA. RefSeq lists its product as hypothetical. The transcript has 3 exons. Lineage: Eukaryota; Perkinsozoa; Perkinsida; Perkinsidae. The record is from RefSeq and is a predicted model, not a curated record. The coding region runs from base 1 to 390 and encodes 129 amino acids.
AUGAGGACGACUCUAAAACCUGAAGGGAAGCGACAAAUGAAAGGUGUUGAUGAGCUUUGGAGGAGUACUUCUGUUGGGAGUCUAAGGCUCGGGAGGGACCAUGCGGAGGCUAGUGGCAAGAAAAUGCAGGUUGUGGAGGAUGUCCCCAUAUCGUCGUCGUAUUCAUCCCUGCAUGCGUUGGAAAGGGAGACCUCAAGAGUCUGUGCUAAGCAUCAUACGCUUAUGAAGCGGCUUAGGGUGCUGGGCGUGCUGGGCGAUAAGCACCGACGCUACUUGAGGGAAAUUGAAGUAUUUCAAAGUAGUGUGCAUGAGGAGGCCAAGGCUUUGAAUGAGCGUCUCGAGAGUAUCAGAUCUAAAUCAGUUCAGCUGAGCCUAGAAGGGGAGAACUAA